AUGGAUUUAGUUACGCUAGACAGAAGAGAUGGAAGCUUCCUGGGACAGUACUUGCCGGAAGAUGCAUCACCGCAAUAUGGAGAUGAAUUAGUUGAUGAAGACCGGGAGAGUGACGAUGAUUUACGCAACGAUAGCGGAAGCCCGCGUACUCCUCAUGGUCAUCGCCGUCGUCGUCGUCGUCGUCGUCGCCACCGAAGAGAAACCAUCUAA
Molecule: messenger RNA, 210 nt
Organism: Gongylonema pulchrum
Lineage: Eukaryota; Metazoa; Nematoda; Chromadorea; Rhabditida; Gongylonematidae
Source: the annotation of a GenBank genome assembly